UGCGGCGGCGGCCGCGCGGGUUCUUCCGGGCUCUGCAGCUUCCUGCCGAGCAUCGCGCAGCCGCCUCGGCCGCGGGGGACCCCGGUGCAGGCCUCCGGGGUGCAAGCCUCUGGGGCGUAGGCCUCCUAGGUGUAAGCCUCCCGGACGCAGACCUCCGCACCUGAGCACAGCGCACCAUGAGCGCCUUGCCGCCGCCGCCGCCGCUACCGCUGCUGCUGCUGCUGCUCGUGCUCCUGGCCGCGCCCGCCGUCCUCGCUCGCAGAGCCGAGUCCGCCUCGGCCUCACAGCCCGAAGCAGACCACCAGUCUCCGCCCAGCCCAGGGAAUGCCACCCAGCUGGGAUCUGGUAUGGCGGGCGGGGGAGGCUCCAACAGCAGCGUCGACGCGGUGGUGACCCGCAUCUCCAGCCUGCUUCGCGACCUGCCCACCCUGAAGGCGACGGUGAUCGUGGCUUGCGCCUUCAGCGCGCUGCUCAUCGCCUGCCUGCUGCUGCGAGUCUUCAGGUUGGGAAAGAGGUUGAAGAAGACCCGCAAGUAUGACAUCAUCACCACCCCUGCUGAACGUGUGGAAAUGGCCCCACUGAAUGAGGAUGAAGAUGAGGAUGAGGAAUCUGCAGUAUUUGACAUCAGAUACAGGUAAAACUUCCCUGGCUUAUUGGCAUCCUGUGGGGAGGCUGGUCAGCUGCAACUCUGGCUGUCAAGGUCUGGGCAUCGUCUCUCACCUGAGGACCCAAACAAAUGUUAUUUUUGAAACUCUGGCUUCACCCUACAUGUCCAGCAUCUGCCUGGAAUGUCACCGUCACACUUGUUCUCAGCCUCCAGAUGAGUGUCACCUUGGCCACCCUUGGAUGCCCCUUUGAAGUGCUCCUUCCACUGUUGUCUUGAGGGGUUUUCUACCUUCCUAAGAGAUGAAGGUGGGAGCAUCGAUGUCAAAGAAUUUCUCUAGGACCACCGUAGAUAAUAGUAAAGCUACAAUUAGGAGGAUCAAGAGUUCAUAAAACUGGGCUGGGGAGAAGCUUAGCUCAGAACCCGAUCACCUUUCAAGCAGGGGACACAGUUUGGUCCCUAGUGCUCACAUUAAAACAAAACUAGUAUGGUGGCCUACACCUGGAAUCUCAGCCUGGGACACAGGUGGAUCCCUGGGGUCAACUGCUCAGCCAGCCUAGCCUAAAGAGCGAGUUCCAAUGAAGAUACCUGGUCUCAAAAAACUUGUUUGGCUCCAGAGAAAUAAUGGCCAAGGUUCAUUUCUGGCCUCCACAUACGUGUAUGUUUGCCAACACACACACCUCAAAAGCCUGAAGGGGACUUUCAGAUGUACCCAGGAGAAUCAUGACAUUUUGUUCUCCCAAA
Rattus norvegicus (Norway rat) is the source of this 1348-nucleotide messenger RNA. RefSeq names its product family with sequence similarity 174, member B (gene Fam174b). The transcript is spliced from 3 exons. The coding region runs from base 177 to 638 and encodes 153 amino acids. Lineage: Eukaryota; Metazoa; Chordata; Mammalia; Rodentia; Muridae. Gene Ontology annotation, cellular component: membrane. The record is from RefSeq and is marked validated.